AUGUUGCACCAGGAAAUAAAACAACCCUGCGAUAUACUAGGAUGUGGUGGAUUUGUGAAAAGUCAUGUCAAUUUGGAUUUCUCUAAAAUCGAAAUCGGAUUAUAUACCAAAGAAGGAAGCCUAAAAGAAAAGACAGAAUGCGCGCCAAACAACGGGUAUUACUUUCUCCCGCUCUAUGAAAAGGGCGAAUACGUGUUAAAGGUCAACCCUCCACCAGGCUGGAGCUUUGAGCCCUCAGAAGUCAACUUAAAUGUUGAUGGUGUUACGGACCAAUGUUCCACCGGCCAAGAUGUAAAUUUCUCGUUUAACGGUUUUGGUAUCACUGGUCUAGUGAUCACGGCGGGGCAGAAGCAAGGGCCUGCGGGUAUAGCGGUGCAGCUGGUUAAUGAUAAAGGGGAUGUGAGGAACACGGUGACCUCUGCAGGUGGGGAUUUCCACUUUACACCGGUGAUUCCAGGGAAAUACACUGUAAAGGCAUCUCAUCCAAGAUGGAAGCUAGAACCAUCUUCAGCAGUAGUUCAAGUUAAAGAAGGCAACACAGUACUGCCGACAGGUGUGCUGGCAGUCAAAGGUUAUGAUGUGAAGGGCUCCGUCACUUCUAACGGCAACCCUAUUGCUGGGCUCUAUGUGCUGUUGUAUUCUAAAGAGGAAAGCCCCAAACUUCGCGUAGAAGGCUGCAAGACGGCCCUCCUGCAGGGUGUCCCUGGUUCACCAAUCUGCCACUCCAUAACGGACAACAACGGGGAGUUCACAUUCGGUCUGGUGCCAGCAGGAGAAUACAAGUUACUGGCGCUAGCCAAGAGCCCGGGACAGGCAACGGUCAGCUAUAAUGUGAAGCCGGAGAGUGUGCCAUUUGCUGUGCUACAUGAUAGCCUGUAUAUUAAGAACGCUUUUGAGGUGACCGGUUUCACAGUAAUGUCGUCGGUGGUGUCCACCGCUGGAACAGGCAUACCCAACGCACGCGUGUCGUUGGACGGUAAAGCGGUUGGGAAGACUGACGGUGCUGGGAAAUACACCCUGCCAUCUUUGCAAAGUGGGACCUACACCAUCAGCGUGGAACAUGACCAAGCCCAGUUCGACGAUAUCCAGCUAACUAUAACCCCCACCGGCUCGGUCCGCAUCCCUGAGGCGCGCGUGACGCGCUGGCGCGCGUGCGGCACGGUGACGCCGCCCGCCGCGCGACACGUCGUCGUGCGCGACAGCCGCGUACCCGUUGACGACCAAGGCAAAUGGUGCACUUUCCUGCCACCUGGCGUGUACACGGCGAGAGUGGAAGUUUCCGAGCAGGAACAACGGGAUGGAUUGCAAUACUACCCCCUUUCACACAAGAUCACCGUAGCUCACUCAUCCGUAUCAGACAUCGCGUUCUCGCAACUAAAAGCACUCGUAUCCGGCACGGUCCGAUGCCGGACCGGCGCCUCGGAGCUUCCCGUGACUCUUCGGACGUUAGCGCCGGACGGUAGCGUUGUGGGCAAUCCUCUUACUACCACUGCUAAAGAUGGCAAAUACACCUUUAAAGACGUACUACCCGGUAGCGUAGAGUUAUCAGUACCAUCCGAUAGACUUUGCUGGGCCGAAAGCGUUCACAACAUCGUGGUAACACAGGAGACAGCUACAGUACCGGACUUUGUACAGACCGGACAUGUCUUGAGGGCUCUCAGUUCUCAUAAGAUUGAGGUGGACUACAUCAGUGACGACGGCUCAGAAAAGGGCACAUUAACCCUCCCGUUGGGCGCGAGCACACACUGCGUGGGGAGCGGGUUACCGCGCCCGUACACGCUCACCCCGCGCGGCUGCCACCAGGUCCACCCGCCCACCGCCCGCGCCGACACCGGCGCUGAACAUCCUGAGCCAAUAAACUUCAUCGCCAUAGCUCACUCCGUGGUCCUCCGCGUGACCUCCCCUGAACCCGUUAAAGACCUGGUGCUGAAGAUCGGAGCUGAUGGUCACGGAGCCCGCGCCGUCGGACCUCUGAAGCCUCAACCUAGGGCUGGAGGUGGAUAUGUGUUCGAACACGAGCUGUUUAUGAAAGAGGGCGAAGUAGCAGUGGUAUCAGCCGAGUCCUCGACUCUCCUCUUCAAUCCGUCUGAGCCUCAGCAAGUGAUCGGUUCCUCCGACUGCCAACCACAGGCGUUGACCAUCCGCGCCGUCAAGGGCCUGUCCUUGGCUGGUCGUAUCAUACCCCCUGUUGCUGGGGUUACUGUCACUUUGACCUCAGAUGACCUCGAGCUGACCCAGACCACAACAACCACUGGCACCUACAGCUUCGGUCCCCUGGACGCGAGCAAACAGUACUCCAUCACGUGCACCAAGGAAUCGUACGUGUUCGACGGCCCUAACGACUCCGGAGAUGUGCGCGCACAUAAACUGGCCGAGAUUAUAGUUGAACUGGUCGAUGACGCUGAUGGGAAGCCAUUACAGGGCGCCCUGGUCUCCGUAAGCGGCGGCUCGUACCGCCGUAACCUGGUGUCUGGUGCUUCUGGCUCGCUUCGGUUCAGCUCCCUAGCGCCGGCGGAGUACUACGCCAAGCCUCUGAUGAAGGAAUACAAGUUCAGUCCACCGCAUGAGAUACUUACUGUGCAGGAGGGGCGAGAACACAAGUUGACACUCAGGGGAGUCCGCGUGGCAUGGUCCUGUGUCGGCCAUCUUCUGUCUCUCGGCGGUGUGGGCUGGGCCGGGGCCACUGUGGUAGCCAAGGCAUCAGGGAAGUGCGCUAGCGAAGAAGCCACUACCGAAGCUAAUGGAGCCUUCAGAAUUCGCGGCCUACUGCCCGGCUGUGUAUAUACGCUACAACUCAAGGAUUCAUCCACACCAGAGCUGGCCGGACUGAAGCUUGUCAAGGCACCGUCUUCCAUACAAGUGAAAAACAACCAAGACAUCACCGACGUCCAACUCAUCGCCAUCCAACCGCAGCAGAUAACGGACACCAAUGUUCUGGUCUACACUCCCAACAUAGACCAUUAUAAGACCCUCCGUCUCACCCUGGCACUGGAGUCCACACCGGACACUCCUAUAUACUCCACCAAACUCGACAGUGCCGGGUACAGCCAGACUUUAAACCCAGGUCUGAUGUACGUGCUGCCGCGCUUGCCAGCCGAUAAUAAAACUUAUAUCGUGCAGUUAGAGUCCACUUUGUCUAAAGCGACGCACAGCUACGAGGAGGUGGUUGGUUAUUUCAACUCGGAUGGCCAGUUCAAGCAUUUUGAUUUGGAGUUUUUGCCUAAGGUAAAAUCCUCGGAACAAGAACUCCGUCAAACCUCCCUCCUAGUCGUACCCCUAUUCCUCCUCCUAGCGCUCGCCUACCACCACCGAGCCAGUUUACUGGCGCACGUCACUGCGCUGGCGAGUCAACGGGCCACGCCUACUCGGCCUACUAGAGCGCGGCCUGAUGUGCUUGACCAUGCUAGUAUAGAUCAGAUUGUAAGCAGUGUUAACGCUGCUGGUAAGAAGAAGAAACAGUGAGCGUUUUA
Messenger RNA from Cydia splendana, 3470 nucleotides. Its product is annotated as BOS complex subunit NOMO3. Lineage: Eukaryota; Metazoa; Arthropoda; Insecta; Lepidoptera; Tortricidae. Bases 1 to 3462 code for a protein of 1153 amino acids. The transcript has 20 exons. The record is from RefSeq and is a predicted model, not a curated record. Gene Ontology annotation, molecular function: carbohydrate binding. Gene Ontology annotation, cellular component: endoplasmic reticulum membrane.